Aspergillus alliaceus is the source of this 2927-nucleotide messenger RNA. Its product is annotated as putative C6 transcription factor. The record is from RefSeq and is a predicted model, not a curated record. The coding region runs from base 237 to 2666 and encodes 809 amino acids. Lineage: Eukaryota; Fungi; Ascomycota; Eurotiomycetes; Eurotiales; Aspergillaceae. The transcript is spliced from 5 exons. Gene Ontology annotation, biological process: regulation of DNA-templated transcription; DNA-templated transcription. Gene Ontology annotation, molecular function: carboxy-lyase activity; DNA-binding transcription factor activity, RNA polymerase II-specific; DNA binding.
CGCUCGAUAAGCUUGCCAAGUAUCGACGUUCCCGCAUUUAAUUUAGUCUAAUUCCUGAAAACUAUGACCCGGCCUUUGGCUUAAGUUAUGACAGUGAAAGCCUCGAUCUGAACCGUGCUGUAUCUGUCCUCCCGCCUCUGAUGUGAUCCCGCUCUUCGCAUGGAUGAAAAGUUGAACCGCAGUACUCCAGCAACAGCGAAACCAAGAAAUCCAAUUCAACCCCUUAAAACUCCUCUAUGACGUCCCCAUACCAGCCAUCCGUAUCGUACUCGCCGUCGGUGAACGGCCCCGAUAUGACGGCUGCGCCCUCCAGACCCGUCUCCGACCUCCCGCAAUCCCAAGUCGAUGCGAUCAUUCGAACGAAACGCAAAGCGCGUGAACCGAAGGCGUGCUAUCCCUGCCAUGCGCGAAAAGUGAAAUGUGACCGCAACCUCCCCUGUGAUGGCUGUGUCAAGCGCGACCAUGCCGAUCUUUGUUCGUACGAACGCCCGUCCAAAAAACGCAUCAUGGGCGGCUCGGGCCCUCCCCAGUAUCGCGACAGCCCCGUCGGAGCGGCAACACCGGGUGGAGCGGAAAGCAUCGGACUCCCCAAUUCCGCUGAAACGCCUAUUCGGUUAAAACAGGAACCGGUCGCAGCGAGACCCACCCCCUUGGUGUCUGCCGGUCGAGUGUCAGUUGCGCGCGAGGAGUGGGAUAAUGUGCGCAAUAGAUUAAAGGAGAUGGAGCAAACUAUUAUCAAUCUCCGUGUUGGACUGGAGAAGACAGAGGAAGGACAGGCCUCCCCAUUGGAGACGGGCAGCGUGCAGAGCGGCGACGCAAGCAAUCGGUCCAAAGCCGCUUCCCCAGAACGGGAGGGGAUCCAUGCGGCAAACACCUUGGGCGAGGGCACUGUCCACCUGGGAUCUCGAUCUGUCCUUGCCUACAUACUGAACAAUAAGUCCGGGUCUGACCAGCUACAAGCGCUGCUGGAGGGAGGUAUCUUGCCGAAGUUGGGUCUUGAUAAUGAAUCGGCGACGUAUCCGUUUGUCGACUUAUGGUCGUCCGAUAUGUCCACAUUCGAUAUAAGCGCUGUUUGUAGUGCGCUCCCAAGUGAUCAGCAGUGCAUGGAGUUUUUCUACUACUACCGAGACAUAGCAGGUGCCAUAUAUCCUGUUAUCGAGGACCUGCCGAACUUCGAGAUGCACCUUAAUCAUCUGUUAAGAAAUAGGUCGGCCACUGGUGGGAUAUACCGAGCGGGUGACGAUCAGGCUCAGAGACCCUUUGGUGUUUCUAUAGCAUAUCUUGGCUUGUUGUUUGCUGUGCUGGCUUCGGGCUGUCAGUCCUCCGAUUUGCCCGGGAAAGAGAGAGAGUUAACAUCGCAAGUAUAUGUCUGCUGCUCUUACCAGUGUCUUCGAAUGACCAAUUUUCUGUCCCAACCAACCAUAGACGCUAUCCAAACGCUCCUUGUGAUUGGGAAUGUUUUGUCCUACAAUAUGAACCCGGGAAUCUCCUAUGUUCUCCUUGGCAUGACCCUUCGAAUGGGACUGGCACUCGGGUUGCAUGUUGAAUCGAGCCGUUUCUCUGCAGCAGAGAGAUAUCGUCGGCGGCAUGUUUGGUGGUCCAUGGCUUGGCAGGACAGUCAUUUCUCUCUUUCUUACGAUCGACCAUCAACCACGGCCGUCUGCCAGCCAGAAAUUGCAUAUAGACAGGACUCGACACCUGGCGAGCUGUCGUAUUUCGAAACUCUCUGCCGGAUUAUUUCCCUGGCCUUGGAGGUUGUGCGCAGCCGAAUGCUCAGUCCUCACGCACAAUUGAGCCAGAAGACCAUCCAUGCUUACAAAGAAAGGAUCCAGCAUAUCAUGAUCGAAGCAAAACCUUAUCUGCGUGACCGGAAGUAUUGCUUCUCGACAUCCGAACAUCUCGAACGGGUUGUACUGAAGCUGCAUUCCUCUUAUUUCUCGUCUGAGCUCCUCCGGCCAUCGCUUAAAGCCACCGCCGACCCCAACGACCCGCUCACCACCAGUAUGCGUUCUGACUGCGUCAGAAACUUGAUGACAACCGUCGAAGCCUAUGUUGAAAUGCAUUCCGUUAGCUCCCAUGCAUCCCGGUCCUGGAUCGCUUUGCAGCGCGCGAUCAGUUCGAUCUUCUUGUUAGCGGUCACAGACGAAUCGAAGACCAACCCCCAUUUCUGGACCCUCUUACACGAUAUGAAGACGAUCAUCGCGGAACGUGCCAACGCAGAAGGGCUGUUUGGAUCGGCCGAAGUGUCUGGUCUUCAGACGGAUCGCAACGCCGCUUUCAAUGGGUCCAUUCCUACCACCACUACCACAACAGCUACUAGCCCUGCUGCUCUUAGCUCCGCCUCCCCUGCAUCCGCUGCAGUUGCAGUCGAUACUCAGACCCAGUGGGCCAAGCCCCUGACCAAGACUCUCCGUGCGCUGGAAAAACUCGAAAAUGCCUUUAGCUCCCAUGGCCAGUUGCCAUCGGGUCAGGGCACGUCGCCCGCCUACUUGAACCCGUCUACAGCAUCUUUGCAGAACCUUGCACCUCCUGUUUCUACUGGCAUGACCCCUAGUCUCGGAUCCCUUCCGCCCCCCACGCCCGAGAGUUCCACGAGCGGGGAGUGGACCAUCCCUAACAUCCUUGACCGAGCUGCGGAGUAUAUCCACCCACCGCUCUGGAGUUGACUGAUUCUCUCGAUCUGUGGAAUUCUGCACUGGGCGUUAUGAUUGUUUCAUUUAUGAUUGCACGGAUUAGCUUACUGGGGGAGUAUAUAUGCGUUCGGUUGUAAAUCUUCGGCCCUGGUGUUUCUGUUCGAUUUACCUUUUUUUGGCCAUGUUAUUGUAAAAUUCGGGUCUUUGUUCCGCUAACCUCUACUUCAUCCGGGCACCCAUUUAUCUUGAGGAUAUUUGAUAGAAAUCAGAAAUACUAUAAUUUGCGAAUAUGCA